This is a messenger RNA of Perca flavescens (yellow perch), 1464 nucleotides long. RefSeq names its product E3 ubiquitin-protein ligase RNF19B-like. Lineage: Eukaryota; Metazoa; Chordata; Actinopteri; Perciformes; Percidae. The record is from RefSeq and is a predicted model, not a curated record. Bases 390 to 1190 code for a protein of 266 amino acids. The transcript is spliced from 4 exons.
CUAGCUAACUCAUCAGGUCCAGUUACACACGGUGACUUUUUGUUUAGUAUAUGGGAGGGUAAAACACGAGAAUAGCUACUCACCCUGCGGAUUAUCCGACACACUCCUGCAGUCUUCUUUCACUUUCGGUACCAGCGAGAGGUUGAAGGAGGAAGACAGAGAGAGGAAGACAGAGAGAGGAAAACAUAAAGCCCGACACUCACAGCUGAAUUAUACAUACAGACCCCGAGUGUUGAAUUUGAUCAAAAACAUCAUCCAGAGUUGCCUAAUUUCAGCUGUGGUUGUUGUUUCCGGUUGGGCACAAUAAUAAAAUUAAAGUCCUAAAGAUUAUCUAGAGACAAACUGUGACUCCAAGGAUAAUCAAAAUUAGCAUUCUGGGACAGGAACAAAUGGAGAAGAAGUACAACCCUCUAGAUAGUACCCUGAAGAUUGUCAAGAGGAAGGACGACUUGGAUCCCAUGUGUGAUGAUGAUGAUGAAGACUGUCUCAGAGCAGAGAUGUCCUGCGGCCACGCUGUCACUCCGGACUCUCUCACACAAUGGUGUCGCAGCCAGCUGGAGGAGGGUAAUUACAAAUUCAGAUGCCCUGCAGUGGUGGAGGGGACCACACAGUGUAAUAAACUGUGGUCGUACCAAGAGGUGCGCAGACUUGCAGACUUGUCUGUAGAGGAAAUGGAGCAUUUUGAAGAGACCAUGGCUCGCCUUGCUGCUGCACAAUACUGUGAAAUUCAGCCAUGCCCAAAGUGCAAAACGAGUGUGGAGAGGAAGGAUCUGUCCAACCUGUGUGCGCGGUGCCCCAUAUGCACAGCUGAUCAGAAGACGACCUACCAGUUCUGCUGGCAGUGUCAGAGGCAGUGGAAAGGUCCAGGCCCCCGGUCUGACCGCUGUGACAACGACGGCUGCAUCAACCACGACCUCGAGCUUCUCAAGAACUGCAAGACCACCGCCCUCCCUCAGGUGAGGGGUGUCGACUCAUGUCCCUCCAUCCGGGCCUGUCCUACAUGUGGUCAGAGAGCGGAGCAUGACAAAACGGGCUGUAAGAACAUAAUCUGUCCUCGCUGUCAGGUCGAGUUCUGCUUCGUGUGCCUGAAACUCACUCCUGAGUGCCUGAAGACGAGCUCGUACUUCAUCGCCUGCAGUGAUGGUGUGGCUCCCAGACAAACCUCCAUACCUGUGUGGCGCAGAAACUAAGAGUUUGCACACAUUCACUACUCAUGAUGUAGCUUACUGCCUUCUUCUGUCACACUGUUCUGUUUCUGUUGGAUUUUAAUGUUCUAUUUUAAGAUUUUCUUGAAGCCAAAAGUGUAGACUUAUUUGUUCAUUCCAUAGUGAGCAUUAAAAUAUCUGCUGCAUAUUCUCAUAAUGUUGUAGAAUGCAUUGCUUGUAAUGUUGUCACUGAAGGUGUUGACUGUUCAUAGUACAUCAUAAUAACUUCAUCACUUAAUAAAGUGUCUCUUUACAUUAA